Molecule: messenger RNA, 192 nt
Organism: Dictyostelium purpureum
Lineage: Eukaryota; Evosea; Eumycetozoa; Dictyosteliales; Dictyosteliaceae
Exons: 2
Coding region: 1-192 (63 amino acids)
Source: RefSeq, a predicted model, not a curated record
AUGCUUAGUGUCGAGGGUAUUAAAACUAAAUCGUCAAAAAUAGAAGCAAUCGUAAACCUACCUAUACCUACAGCAGUUAGAGAGGUUAUGAUUAUUAUUUUCUAUGAGGAUAUGCGAAUGUUUGGACCUUUAAAAGAUCACCCAGAAGAUGAUUUAACCAUCAAAAAUUCCGGCUUGCCAGACUCGAACUAG